Messenger RNA from Funneliformis geosporum, 3639 nucleotides. The record is from the annotation of a GenBank genome assembly. NCBI's taxonomy places the organism in Eukaryota, Fungi, Glomeromycota, Glomeromycetes, Glomerales, Glomeraceae.
AUGACACGUUCAAAUGACAAAGAAAGAAUUAAAUAUCUAGAUUAUAGCGAAAUACAAACUAUAAUCGAAAUUGGUAAAGGCGAGAAAAGUGUAAUUCGUAACACGGACUGGACCAAACAUAAUAAUAGAGUUGCGCUAAAAAAUCCAUUUGGAAAUGACGUUACGGUUUUGGAAUAUGCAAAUGAAGGGAACCUCAAAAAUUAUUUAAAAAAGCAAUUUAUUACAUUAAGUUGGAGUAAAAAGAUCGAAAUGGCAUUAGAUAUUACCCGAGGAUUGAUGUAUUUGCACUCAGAAAAUAUCAUUCAUCGAAAUCUGCACGCAGAAAAUAUAUUAGUUAAUGAUGGUAAACUAAAGAUUGCAAAUACAUAUCUAUUCGGCGUGUCUGAGCCAAAAUUAUGGUAUACUGAUCCAAAAUAUCUUUUUGAUCCGGUAAAUUGCGAGCUCGAUAUGAAAUCCGAUAUCUAUAGCUUAAGUAUUCUUUUAUGGGAAUUAUCAAGUGGAUGUUCUCCUUAUUCAAAGCUUCAAUUGUCUGACGACAAGUUAAGACAGCAGAUCCUUAACGGUCUAAGAGAGGUGACUGUUGCAAAUACACCUAUAAAAUAUCAACAACUUUACCAAAUUUGUUGGGAAGAAAAUCCCGGUCAAAGGCCAAUUGUUGAAAAUGUUUUCGAAACUUUAAAUCAAUUAAAAUUAGAUAUAGAUAAAGAAAAUGAAUUAUCAACUGAUGAAGAAAUAAUUCAAAAAUUGAAGCUAAAUCAUGGAUUAUUCUUGGAUGAUUAUAACAUAAAACCUAGUAAGAAGACGAUUUAUAACAACGGUGAAUUGGAUAUAAAUUUAUAUGAUGGACAACCUAUAAUAUAUACCAAUAUUAAUGAACCUAAUAAUAAUUUUGAUAUUAAUUUAAAACCUUCAUUUCAACAGAAUGAUAUAUGUAUUAAUUUUCCAUUUGCUGAAAUCACUUUUAAAGGCAAUUUUGUUGAUACUUUUUUAAACAGCAAAGAUGAAGGUGGAAAAUUAAACGAUAAUUAUGGACAUUAUUUUUCAGAAAAAGUUUUAGUUGGUGGUCAAUUAUUUAUUAAAAAUUUUAACACGUCAACCAAAAUACAAAUUGAUCUUUUAAAGAUGCAUUUAAGCUGGGCGUAUAAUUUAGCUAAAGGUGAAAGAAAUCAAUUAUACGACUUUAUUAACUUGCAACUUGUACCUAAACUCGAAACUUCGGAUGGAAAAGAAUUAACAACUACUGAAAAGUUGAUUAAUUGGAUGAAAAAUAUGUACCAAGAAAAUAUGAUCGAUAUAAUUUCUUAUAUUAAUCCUAUUCCUGUUUCUCAAUUAAAAAUGAAUGAAAAUUAUCUUGCAAGUGAUUUAAAUGAAAAAGUAAUAAAAGUUUGUAAUUAUAAAGAAAGGUUGAAUUUAGAAGACUGGAUAAAAGAUUCAAUUUAUGUUGACUUGCCCAGAUGGGUUUAUGAUUUCAAUCUUCUUCAAGGACUGAUCAUUAAUAAAGAUUUAGAAAUAGAGAUUGCCAAAAAAGUCGCCAUUGAUUUAAUCAAAUAUCCUUAUUUAGAAUUAAAAAAUAGUUUUGAUUUAAAACUUAAGAAACCAACAAAUCAAUUUGAAAAAUUUUUGUUGUCUAACAAAGUUUCUUCAAUUAAAAAAGAAAAUUUGCAUAUAUUUAAUAAUAUAUUUAUUACAAAUAAUGAUGAACUGGAACUGAAUGAAGAUAAUGUAGUAGAUUUUCAUUUUAUUAAUUAUAAGCAAUACGAGAUUCUUUUACCUUGGGACAAUAUUAUAUUUUCAAAAGAGUUGACACAGGAUAUAAAAAAAGGAAUUAAAGAUAUGAAACCAUAUAAAGCUUUACAGGACAUAUUUAAUGAAUAUGGUUAUUUAUUUCCACAAAAAAUUGUUUUAGGAAAAUCUUUUAAAUUUACUUCAACGAAAUUUUCCCCUAAAGAAUUUGCAAAAAUACCGAUUGAAUCCGUAAAAUCACAUUUAAAACCUUUUGAUUUAUUAACACGAAAAGGAGAUAAAAUUGAUGAUUUAUCCAAUUUCAUUCAAGGCAACAAGGAUUUGGAAAUUAUUGAGUAUGAUGAUGUCCUUACUUUGUACGACAUACUUCAAGUGGAAUUACAAAAACAAAUCGAUGUUAUUUUUGAAGAUGAUUACAAAAUUAUAAUGGUUGGAAUAGAUGAUUUGGAAGAUUUAAACGAUAAUAAUAUUGAACAUUAUAAGCGUAUAAUUAUUAAUCCGUCAUUAAAUGACCAAAACUAUGAAGUUUUCGGUUCGAUUAUUUCAAAUGAACCAAAAUUGACAAAAUCAAAAGAAUUUUCUGUAAAAUUUAAAUUAAAUGAUUUUAAAGGAUUUACCGCAAUUAUAAAAAAUAUAGAGACUCAGAAUUCUAAAAUUACAAAAAUCUCAGAAUUUCAUAUUUUGUGGAUGAUUAUAGGAAAACCUUCAAAGUUACCAGAAUUGUCAGUAUUUAGUCCUAAAAAUCGAGAAUUUCAAAUCAUUUUUAUUAAUGAAUCGAUUUUAUUGCAACCAGAUAAAUAUUAUUAUGAAAUUAAAACUCCAUUUCAAUUAUCUGAAGGAUAUAUGAUUUCAAUUAACACAUAUCAUCCGCCAAUAAACGAUGAACCUGCAAAUAUAAUUGAAUUCGUCAAAUGGUCAUGUAAUUCCAUUAUCUUUCGCUCUUAUUCAAUUUUAAAAGCUUUAAGUAUGAAUGAAAACGAAGUUGGCAUUGAAUAUGAAGAUAAUCUCUUGAUAGAGAAUUUCUCAAUAGAAUUACAUAUUUGUAUCAUAUUUCCAGAUUCUAAAAAAUUGAAGAUUGAUAAAAAAUAUUCUUUGGACUUUUUGGACUUAGUUGGAAAUAUUUUUACAAAUGAAAAUUUUAUUGAAUAUUCAUUAAAUACUGAAAAAAGAAUUGUAACAAUGGAUAAUAUUGAUUUAAACGUUAUUGUUGAAAAGAUAAUAUCUUAUCUAUUAAAUGAUAAAGAUUUUACAUUUGACGAAAGCAAAAGAAUACAAGUAAUACUUGAAAAUCAUAUCACUAAUGACGGUUUAACUAUAACGGACAUUCUUAAUUGGCUAUUAAAUAAUCAAAAUAAAUUGAAUAAUAUCUUUUUACUUGGAUAUUUUUAUUGCUUUAUAAUUAAAACAAAGGAAGUUUAUAAUAAUGCAUUUGACUUAUUUCAUGAUGCAGCAAGUCAAAGUCAUGAUUUAGCAAAAUAUUAUACCGGAUUUUGUUACUUAAAUGGAAUAGGAACAAAGAAAAAUAGUGUUGAAGCUUUUAAUUAUUUUAAACAAUUAUCGGAAGUAGUCAGAGAAAAUUAUACUGAUGGAUUGGUAAUAUUAGGAUAUUGCUAUAUUAACGGCAUAGGAACUGAAAUUGAUGAGAAAAUGGCAUUUGAAUUUUAUAGACGUGCUGCUAAAAAAGAAAAUGUUUAUGCACAAAAUAAACUUGGAUUAUUAUAUAAAAGUGGUAUUGGAACAAAUAAAGAUUUAAAUGAUGCAAUUUAUUGGAUUAAAAAAUCUGCAGCAAAUAAAAGUAUGGAUGGAAAGAACAUUCUUAAUACAUUAUAUAUAUAUAGUAAAAAUAUGGAAAUAGAUGUGGUAGAUUCAUUUUCUCAGGAAUCGGAAUUACAGUAG